AUGAAAUAUACCAAUAACAUCACUGAAUUCAUUCUCUUGGGACUUUCCCAGAAUAUGAAAAUCAAACAUCUCCAGCUGCCCCUGUUCCUGGCCUUCCUGAUCGUCUACGCAGUCACCGUGCUGGGGAACCUGGGCAUGAUCCUAAUUAUCAGGAUAAAUCCCAAACUCCACACCCCUAUGUACUACUUCCUCAGACAUUUGUCCUUUGUGGAUCUCUGUUACUCAACAGUAGUUACACCCAAGCUGCUAGAAAACUUGCUUGUGGAAGACAGAACCAUCUCCUUCACAAGAUGCCUCCUGCAAUUCUUCUUUGCCUGCACAUUUGUGGUGACAGAGACAUUCCUGUUGGCAGUGAUGGCAUAUGACCGAUUUGUGGCUGUUUGCAACCCUCUUCUUUACACAGUUGUGAUGUCUCCAAAGCUUUGUUCCUUAUUGGUGGGUGCAUCAUACUCUUGGGGUACAGUCUCCUGUUCCCUAAUAUACACAUUACUUUUUUUGACUUUAUCCUUCUGUGGGACUAAGUUCAUAAAUAACUUUGUCUGUGAGCACGUGGCCAUAGUUGCUGUUUCCUGCUCUGACCCUUACAUUAGCCAGGAGAUCAUUUUGGCCUCCGCCACGUUUAAUGAAGUAAGCAGACUGAUGAUUAUUCUUACUUCCUAUGUUUGCAUUAUUAUCACUGUCCUGAAGAUGCCUUCAACUGGGGGGCGCCACAAAGCCUUCUCCACCUGUGCCUCCCACCUGACUGCCAUCACCAUCUUCCAUGGGAGCAUCCUUUUCCUCUAUUGUGUUCCUAACUCCAAAAGCUCAUGGCUCAUGGUCAAGGUGGCCUCUGUGUUUUACUCAAUGGUCAUCCCCAUGCUGAACCCGCUGAUCUACAGCCUCAGAAACAAAGAUGUGAAGGCCGCUGUCAGGAAGUUAAUCAACACCAACUUAAUAUGUCAAUUAAUGAUUAAUGUAAAAUGA
Rangifer tarandus platyrhynchus (Svalbard reindeer) is the source of this 963-nucleotide messenger RNA. The record is from the annotation of a GenBank genome assembly. Lineage: Eukaryota; Metazoa; Chordata; Mammalia; Artiodactyla; Cervidae.